Molecule: messenger RNA, 2790 nt
Organism: Manihot esculenta (cassava)
Lineage: Eukaryota; Viridiplantae; Streptophyta; Magnoliopsida; Malpighiales; Euphorbiaceae
Product: AT-rich interactive domain-containing protein 1
Exons: 3
Coding region: 872-2368 (498 amino acids)
Source: RefSeq, a predicted model, not a curated record
UCAGAAGAAAUUGUUUGAGUGCAUAUAAAGUUUAUCCUUUUCUUUUUUCUAUAAAACAUAUGGUAUUUAUUUUUUAGGAUCCAAAAAAUUAUUGAAAAACUUCUCAGAAAAAAAAAAAACAUUGAAAACAUUUUUUGAUAGUUUGAAUAUGUUUACAAAAUUUCUCAGCAUUUCAAAACUCCAAGUUUAGUUCCAUUACUAUUUUCUUUGUCUCUGUCGCACAUGCCCCUCUCUACGAUUCUGCAAUUAAAUGUGGGGCUUGCGCGCGCGGCUAUGAAUUUUAUUCGGAAACCCUAGAUCAUUUUUUCCCGCCAAAACGUCAUCUUCUCGCUUGACCUGUAUGCUUAAUCGUGUUUUGAACUGGGAAAUUAAUAGCAGGGUGGUCGAUUGAUUGCUGGUGAUUAGUGAGCCUUAGAUUGCUCCAAGACCCCACAGAAGAAGCACCAGCCAAAAGGUUUUCUGCUCGGUCUUGAUCCGUUUUCAGGUGGCCGGAUUAAAAACCUACUUCAGUGCAAAGCUUUGAUGCCAGUUUGACAAUUUUCUAAAUUUUUUAUAGAAAUAUGUGCCAUAGAUGGUGUGUAUUUCCUCCAAUGCUUGGAGGUGGACAAUCUGGGGAUUUGUUUAAACUAUUUUAGUUGUGAAGCUGUAUGGUAGAUAUGAUACUGUUUCUAAGAAUGGUUUAGGGAUGUGGUGUCUGAAGAGUCUGGAUUGAACCUAAACCUUCCAUCAUCAGUGAAAUUGAUUUAUUCCUAGCAUUUGGAUGCAUAAGUGAAAUGGUUAGAGAGACUUGUUGAUGAAAAUAAUUUAAAAUCCAAAUCGAGUGAUAUCAUCAACUCAAGAACCAAGUCUAGUGAUAGAUAGUGUUUUGAGUAUGGGCGGGGUUCUGGAGUUAGGAUCCGAGUUUAAGGGGUUGUUUUCAAAUAUAACGGAUUGGAAAUCUGUACUGAAUGUGAGUGCUAAGGUGGAUUCAAAUAGGGAAGAGAAGUGUAUCGUUGAUGAUGAAGAAUCUGUGCACAUAGACACUGGAAGGAGUGUUGUCAAUUUUGUGGAAGUUGGGAAAUUAAGCUACAAUGUGGCAAAGAACAUGGGUCCUGAUUAUUUUUCUGAUAGGCACAAUAAUUGCAAGGAUUUUCAGGAAAACCUUCAAUCCAAUUCAACAAGUGUGAAGUUGUGUAGUGAGGGUGACGUGAAGGGUGCGAUGGUGGGAAUGGAUGGGGGCAAGAGAGAUGAAAAUGUUGAUGAAAAUGAAGUUAUGGUGUUAGAUUCAGAUGCUGUUGAGGAAUUUAUUUUGGGUCGUAAAAGGAAAAGGGAAUCCAUGUGUAGAGUGGUGAAUUGGAUUACUGGGAUUGCAAGGAAUCCAUGUGAUUGCGUUGUGGAUUCAUUACCAGAGAGGUCGAAGUGGGAUUCUUAUGGGAAUGGGGAAUUAUGGAAGCAGGUUUUGCUGGUUCGGGAAGCAUUAUUUUUGAAAAGACAUGUUGAUUCAAGUGCUGAAAAAUCUACUUGCCAGUCAUUGCAGAAAAAUCGGAAGAUGCACCCAUGCAUGUAUGAUGAUCAAGUUGGAUCCACUUACAAUUUCAGAGAGAGGUUAAAAUGUAGCAAGAAGCUGCUACACAAAAAAAAUGUUUUUCAGGCAGAGUCUUGUUCAGAAUUAUCUUCCUCAACCACUGAAACCGAUUCAGAUUCUUGCACAAAAGGGAUCCGCGAUGGUGAUUCCUCAACUAAACAUUCAGCGGUUGACCUUCCAGUUGAAAAGUCAAUUCCCUUGGGCCCGGAUUUUCAGGCUGAAAUACCAGAAUGGACUGGUGUUAUUCCUGAAAGCGACCCAAAGUGGGCUGGGACAAGAGUUUGGCCGCCAGAAAAAGUAGAUAGCAGAUUAAUCAUUGAGCGAGAACCUAUUGGUAAGGGAAGACAAGAUUCCUGUGGGUGUGAAGUGCCAAAGUCUGUUGAAUGUGUCAGAUUUCACAAUGCUGAAAGAAGGUUGAAGGUGAAGCGUGAACUGGGGGCAGGUUUCCUUCAUUGGAGGUUUGAUAAGAUGGGUGAAGAUGUAAAACUUUCCUGGACAGAAGCAGAAGAGAGAAAGUUUAAGGCUAUAGUGCAGUUAAAUCCUUCAUCUCUGGGUAAGUGUUUCUGGGAUGAGAUAUUCAGAACUUUUCCUACCAGGGAAAGAGAAGAUCUGGUGAGCUACUACUUCAAUGUAUUUCUUUUGCAGCGCAGAGCACAACAGAACAGGGUUACUCCAAAUAACAUUGAUAGCGAUGAUGAUGAAUCAGAAUGUGGAUUGGCAACAAAUAGUUCUAGGCGUGAAGCUCCCAAAUCACCAGGCUCCCUCUUAUAUUCUGCGAAAAAGCCUCGUAAAAAUGUUGGAUAAUGCCUUUUGGUGAAGUAAACUGCAAUGCUCAGAUAUUUGAAGUCUUGCUUUUUCUUUGUCCUUCAACAGUUUUGAUAUUUGGCCAUCUUCCAUGGGUAUCUGGGCAUAACUCAACGAAAAUUUGUUUGCUGCCUGUGAUUAAAAUUCUCUGCACCUAAUGGAACUGGAGAGCAUCAAUGACAUCCAUUUCUCGUGGAGCAUAAAAGCUGUAGGGGCUCAAGCACUGUUAUGUCUUUGAACAUGUUUUUGGUUUAUUUGCUUUCAGUUUCUGAGACAGUUCCUGUUCAUUCGUAUAUGCUUCUGUCACAUGCUUGUAUCUUUAUCAGAUUUUUUGUGACAUGGCUGAGUACUGAAAAGCCUUGGGAAUAUGGUGAAGAAUCAAUAGGUUAAAGGUAUAUGAAUACAAGAAAUUAGUAUUUCUA